UUGUCCUAUCCCUUCAAUUGAAAACAUAUACCAUCGGGUUCAGCCUCACUCUCUGCACUGAAAACUCAUCUUCAUAACCGUAACCCACAACGGAAGGAAACCCACCACAGCCAUGAGCCGCGCCUUCGAAGGCAACCCCCCCGCAAGAGACCAAGAUGACCACGACGCCGACUCGGAUGCUCUCUUCGACGCGCUAGAGAACGAAGAUGACACAGCCUACCGAGCGCACCGCAUCGAGCAACUCAAUGCGGAAUUCGCCUCAGCCCAGAACAACAAGAACAACAACGACAGCCGCACCCGCGAUCACACUAUCCUCGAGGACAGUCUGUACCCCACGAUCUCCAGCGAUCAAGCCUUACUAGACUUCACCACGCAGACCCAUCGAUGCGUGAUUCACUUCGCGCAUCCGGAUUUUGCGCGCUGCGGCACGAUGGACGAGCAUAUUCGAGCGCUUGCAACCCGGCACCAUGAGGUGCGUUUUGCUCGGGUAGAUGUGCGGAAUACACCGUUUGUGGUGGAGCGGCUGAAGAUCCGGGUUCUACCAUGCGUGAUUGGGUUUAAGGAUGGGGUUGGGGUUGAGCGCGUGACUGGGUUUGAGGGGCUGGGGUCGGGUGGUCGGGAUGGAACAGAUGGGUUUAGCACCGCUACGUUGGAGAAGAGGUUGAUUUGGAAGGGGAUUCUUGCUCAGGAGAAGUUCCGGGCUGGUGAUGGGGCGACUGAUGGGUCAGAGGAUGAUGAUAGUGAUGAUGGAGAGCGCAGGGAUCGGGGGAAGCGCUCAAUUCGAACGGGAAACGCGAGGAGUUAUAGGCAUGCUGAUGACGAUGAUGACGACUGGGAUUGAAAAUCGAGUGGCUUUCCCGGAUAGCCUGCCAUAAUUGCAGAAAGAUGUCCUGCCAUCUUGGGGGAUGCAUGGUUACCUUGAUGAGACAAGGCGGGAUUGCGAUAACGGCGCUGGGGACUAGUAGCUCCUUGCUUGGCUGUAGUCAUUGAUGUUGGUGUGUAACCAAUCUGCAUCUGCAGCAGUGAUUGUGGCAACUGAGCAGGUCGCGCCGUAAGUUCGGGUGAUGGACUACCCAGGUUUGGAGUAUGCCCGGAUGCUAUUUCAAUCAAGCCCACACUCGGAAGGGGGUGAGCUAGAAACAGUUUGGCGCGAUUGGGGCUAGAAGCAUUAACCAAUGCCGGAGCGUGAUACGGGAUAUAUUAGAGUCAAUCACUCAAGUGACUACAGAGAUACAUCUUCAUACUAGUGGUCGACCAUCGUAAAGAAGUAUUACCACAUUGAAGCCGGAGGCGCGAGUCUA
Molecule: messenger RNA, 1301 nt
Organism: Aspergillus welwitschiae
Lineage: Eukaryota; Fungi; Ascomycota; Eurotiomycetes; Eurotiales; Aspergillaceae
Product: thioredoxin domain-containing protein
Exons: 1
Coding region: 113-841 (242 amino acids)
Cellular component (GO): cytoplasm
Source: RefSeq, a predicted model, not a curated record